This is a messenger RNA of Ichthyophthirius multifiliis, 1950 nucleotides long. RefSeq lists its product as hypothetical. The transcript is spliced from 2 exons. Lineage: Eukaryota; Ciliophora; Oligohymenophorea; Hymenostomatida. Gene Ontology annotation, biological process: monoatomic ion transport; transmembrane transport. Gene Ontology annotation, cellular component: membrane. The record is from RefSeq and is a predicted model, not a curated record. Gene Ontology annotation, molecular function: monoatomic ion channel activity.
AUGGCUUUUUAUUUAAGCUUUUAAAGAAAUUGUAAAAAUAUUGUUGAUUUAAUAAAACUUUUGUUAAUAAUUAUCUUUGUAGCACAUGUUUUUGCUUGUCUAUGGCAUGGAUUAGGUCUUUAUUAAAUUAAGUACUUAAAUAAAUAAAAUAAUACAUGGCUCCAUAAUAAAAACUUAACUUAAUCUUCAAUCUAAGAUAGAUAUAUUUACUCUUUUUAUUUCCUUGCGGCAACUAUGAUUACUGUAGGAUAUGGGGAUGUAACACCUUAGAAUUCUAUGGAAUGCACUUUUGUAGUUAUUACGAUGAUUUUUACAGGAAUGGUAUAUGCUUAUAGUUUAAAUUCUAUUGGAAAUAUUAUAUAAAAUAUUAAUAAAUCAAAUAUUAAUUUUAAAGAAGAUAUGGAAACAAUUCAUACUUUUAUGAGAGAUGAAAAUGUAAAUUCAGAACUAAGAGUUAGAAUUACGAAUUAUUUAUAAUAUUUAUAUAAGGAAACUAAUACUAUUAGAUAAGAAAAAGAAAAUUAAGUUUUAGAAAAAAUAUCAAAAAAUUUAAAAUAUGAUUUGAUUUAAGAAAUUUAAGGGAAAUAUUUAAAAUAAAUUCCUUAAAUUUAUUGCCUUUAAUCCCGAAGUGAAAUUAUUUAAAUUAUGGAAGAAAUUUUAUUUUCACCUGGUGAAAUUAUUUACGGGUAAGAUAGGUUGGAUGAUUGUUCGUUCUAUUAUUUAGUAAAGGGAGAAGUGAAGAUUUAUUAAUAAUAAAUAGAAUUUAAUAAGAAAUAAUUAUUAAAAGUUAUAUAAAAAAAGGAACAUUUUGGGAAUUUCUCAUUUAUAACUGGAAGAUCGAGAGAAAACACAGCCCAAGCUUCCGAUUUUUGUCGUGUUUAUAAAAUAAAUAGAACGAAGUUUAUUGAAAUAGUUAACAAAAAUGUUUAAGAUUGGGAAAUAUUUUAAAUGUAUAAAGAAUCACUUAUUUUUAAUAAUUAAUACAAAAAAUAUAUUUUUCCAUGUAUAGUAUGUAAUUAAGAAGGACAUUAACCAUAAAAUUGCUUUAAAAUACACUUUACAGUAUCGAAAAAUAUAGUAAUUAAUAAAAACUAGAUAUCAAAAGCUAUUUGUAAUAGAAGUUAAUAUGAAAGAAGAGAUUUUAAAUUUUAAACACUUUUUUAAAAAUAUGAGUGUUUUGAAGGAGCUGUGGAUAUUCUUUAAGAUGAAAAAUAUAUUUAAAUUUUGGAAAAUUUAGAAUAGUCAAUGAGUGAAAGUUAAUACUAAAGUUAUUUAUAGCAUCUAGAUUUUUUAGAUAAUGAAGAAAAUAAAAUUUUAUAAAUUUAAUUAGGUAAUUUAGGUAAUUAAUAAUUAUAAUAGAAUUAUAAAUAAGAUUUUUUAAAUGAGGAAUUUAAAUAGGAUAGUUUAAUAAAUGGGAGUUAAAUUUAAUAUGAUGAUGAUAUUAAAAAAUAAGAUACUAAUAAUCAAAACUUAGGAGUAGAUUCUUUAGAUUAUAAUAAGUCAUGUGAAUAUUAUAAUGAAAAAAUAAACUUAGAAGAUAAUGAGUAAGAGAAUAAAAAAGAAAAUACUAGUAUUGAAGAUAUAAAAAUAUAAUAAAAUACAGAUUAAAUAUAAAAAAACUUUUUUGAAUAUAAUAGAAAUUAAAUAAAUAAUAAAAAAUAGGUAUCAUUUAAUCCUGAAGCGAUAUUUAUCAAAAUGAGUUAAGUUGAUUUAAGUUUUGAAUAAGGAAGUUUAUAAAAAACAGAUAAUAAUGAUGAUUUUUAUUCAUAUUAAAAUUAUAUGAGUAGUGAUAGAAUAAAUAUUCAAUAACAGAAAAAUGAAAAAUUAGAAAAUGAUAAAAGUAAAAUAAAUAAUGAUAAUGUAAAUAAAAAAAUAUAAUAAUAAUAAUAAUAAUAAUAAUAAUAAUAAUAAUAGUAAUAAUAGUAAUAAUAAUAAUAUAUAUAAUUGUGA